AAAAUAAUUAUUAUUUACGAAAAAGCUCGAAGAAAGAAAAAAAAUUUUUUUAUUUUUUUAUAAGUAAUAUUAUAAUAAACAUAAAAAUUAUAUUUUCAGUUUAAAAAACAAAACUCGAAAACCUCAAAGAAACACUUCCGCGAAAACAGUUAUCUGUAUAUUUAUAAGAAAUUUAAAGCAAAACGAUAUUAAAAAACCGAAUUCGGUUGUGGGAUCAAGACCCUAAACAAAAAUGGAAUAAUAAGGCUAGAGUUAAUCGUAAAAACAAACUUUCGUAUUGCCUGCAGACAAUAUUUUUAUGAUAGAAGAAGCUUAGAUUUUUAUUACUGGAUAGAUUGAUGUGACGCUUGAGUAUUACAAUUGAAAUCGACAUUGUGUUGCUCCAUCACAAAAACUCCUAAAUAUCAAAUGCCGUCAAUUCGCUUGUUUCGCCGAAGUUAUCACUAACAUAUUGAAAUUUUUCUCAUGACGACGACGAUAGAUGGACAUAUUAAGAGUAGUAGUUCAACAUGCAAACCAAAGUUAAACUUAUUGUUGUAAACUUACUGACGACAGUCGAGUCUACGUAACCGUAACAGACUCUGAUUUUCAAUACGGUCAAGAACUGACAACUCGACAGCGUUGCUGAAAAUUAUUUACUAAUGCAACAACAAAAACAGACUUCUAGCAAGAAGGUCUUAAUAGGAAUAGGAAAGGAUUGCAUAAAUUCAACUUGAUAUCAUGUUAUCGUUCCAAUAAUCAAUAAUCAAGAAUAAUGAACAAUUUGCAUGAGAUUAGUUUUUGAGAAACUCGUAACCCUUAUUCGAAUACUCAAUUCUCGUUAGUCUCCAACCGGAAAAAAUUUGUUUUGAUUCCACUAACCGCAAAUCCGCAGUUUCAACAAUUCAGUGCAGGUCACUUUUUGCUCAAAUUAACUGGCUUAGUAAGGUCAAUAUAGACAUAUAACUGCAGAAGAAAUACUAUAGAAAAAAUAUUUGAAAUAGCAAAUGAACUCUUUUGCGGUUCUAAUGUUUUCGGAUCCUGAUGAUUAUAUACAUCCAUACUAACUUGAACUUCUGUAAGACACAAGCUUCACGGUUGAGCCAUGUAGGAGUACACUAUGUUCUAUCAACACCAAACGCUACACCCUAUACGAGUUAUUGUAGCGGUUAUUCUAACCUCUAUAAUUUUUAAUCGAAAAGUGGUUCGCGCUUAAUUUCACGUGUCUCAAUUUACUGAGUGCGGCACACUUCCAAUUGGCUAGUAUUUACCUUUUCACAACUCCUCUUUCCACACAGAUUCGUGCACACACCGCGAGGUGAUAGCGAGUAACCCGUUGCCGGUUUGUAAUACAAUACGAAUUGCAAGUGGCACGCUACAAUGGCGAAGGCGUGCGAAAACAAAACUAGAAAUACCAGACUAAUUAGAUUAAAUGCUAUUUUUCAUGUCAAGUUCUAAAAAACAGAAAUUAUUUGUAUGCAUUGCAAAGUGAAUUCGUUUCAGUACGAGAUGGACUUUACUUAGAGACGCGCGCGUUUAAACCACACACAGACACUGCUCAGACUAAUUAUUAAUAAGCUCGAGUUAGUUGUUAUAUAAAUAGCUAAUAAUUUCUGAAAUACUCUAAAUUAUAAUGAAUAAUACCGAAUAUUACUUCGAUGUGCAACAGAAAUCCUACGAAUACGAGCAGAGUUACGAAAACGACUCGAAAUUAAGUCCGGACACUUACGAAAGCGCUAGUGAAAAUUUACUCACCGAUUAUGAAGUUGUGAGCAACGAGGAGGCAGAUGAAGACGACACCGUUGAGGUCGCAUAUCGAAAGUUACGACGCGAAAAGACGGAAAGUGCGGUUUUCACCAAGAACUCUCCACGUCACGCAAGUGUCGAACGCACUCAACUCGGUAAAUUGCACCUGAGUUUGAGCGCAGAAAAAAUAUCGUUGAAAUCACAGUCGGAGAAAAUCGAUAAAUCGAACGCGUCACUGACAAGGGAAAUUGCGCAGCAAAAAGAAAGCGCAAGCGGUCGCGAGCGUUGUGGACGUGUGACGAAAUCCAUAAGCGCAAGUGGAUUUUGUCCGCGACACAGACGCCAACAACCACAGACGCAGCAACAGUUGGAGAAGAGUAAACCGAAACAAUAUGCGCCGAUUAAUUUCACCAUAGUGCCGAUUAAUGUGGCGGCGCAGAGGCGUAUUAACGAGCGCAAACAAUACGAAAAUGGGCGUGAUUUGCCGGAAAUUGUGCUGACAUCCUUCGAGCAACAACAACCAAAGCAACAAAAUUUUAGAACUGGUAAAGUACCAGUGUCGCCCGGUUUCGAAGCGCCCAUUACAUCCAAGCGUGUUAUAACGCCGAAAGGCGGCAAUACAACGUAUUUACAACAAAAGGAACCGCAACAACAAUACCAGCAAUUACAACAAUAUCGCAGUGUAAUGUUAUCAAAGGCGGCAAUGGCAACCCCGCCACCAUCGCCAGCACCCUCCCCAACAACAUCCGCAACAGCAACGAAGUUAAAGAAAGUCACCAGAUUUUCGCGUGCGCCCGAAUUCUCCAACAAUCACUUUGAGCUGCUGCCAGCUGCAAAGCUUACACCCACCGCCGACGCGACAGCUAUUGCUCCCGCUUUGUCAGCGAAAAAGUUACCGGAUGCCGAGGAUACCAGCAUAAGCGAGAUUAAUUCACAGCCUGGCAGCUCUACUUCACCGGAAUCCCUAAUGGAUAAUGUGCUAAGCGCUGCGUCAUCGGUCUCCGUGCGCAGCAGCAGUCUAAGCAGCGCUGGCGGCGGCAGCGGUAGUGGCGGCAGUGAAAUUCUAAAAAUUCUCAAUGUCACACAGAGCGAAAGCUUAACGCGUAAUGUGCCACAUGUUGCUGUCGCAGUCGUAGCCAAAGAACAACAGCAACAACCACAGGCACAUCAACAACAAAUAGGCGCACAGACAAAGGAAUUGUACGAUAAUCGCUCAUUGAACUUAAAAUCGCCCGUUACGAGAGGCUUGUCGCCGUUAAUGAAAAUAACGGCGGUAAAACAAGCCACAACAACGGUACUCACACCCGUGCCACCAACGCCAACCGCAACAACACCGUUACAAUUGUUGUCUCCGGCGCGCACUUUGACGUCCUCUCCUUCCACGGUCUUGGCUGUGGGUGGAGCGUCGUCAACGCGUUCGGGUGAGACGCGUACGCUGCAACCAACCGAACUAAUCGAGGCGUCAGCAAAUCGUUCAAGAAGUCCAUCGCCAAGUUCCAGUAUUUUGAUUCGCGCUACCCUGGAUGCAUCGUUAUUCCCCGACGAUUUGAAAUGCCGCAUCUGCAGUGAAAUAUUUCGCGAUCCGCGCACCUUGAAUUGUCUACAUUCCUUUUGUUUCCAAUGUCUGGUUGAUGAAAAUUUCAAACAAGACUCUAGCAUACCAUUUUGGUCGCAACCUGGCGCCGAGGACCAUGAUUGGAAGGCCACCAACAAGUCCAACUGUAGCCCGCAAUCAUCUUCACCGGAGAUGUCUGUGCGUAGCGGUUCCACCUCACCUUCGCGACAACGGCAGUCGUCAUUCAGCUUUAGGCGUAAAAAAUCGCUGGAACGGAUCUUGCUGAAAGUAAGGUCAAAAUCGGACGGCAAGAGCUCGGAAAGCUCCACAUCGCUGCGUUUGAGCGCUGCGCCUGAAGAGCGUCUACGCUACAUCAGUUGCAAGAUUUGCAAAUAUGCAACCGUAAUACCGUUAGGUGGCAUACGUCAGUUACCACAGAAUUUUCUGCUCGUACGCAAGAUCGAGACCAUACAACAGGAGCUGGGCGAUGAAGUGAUAACAAAGGUUUGGUGCAGUCUCUGCUUCGACGAAACCAAUGCGACCUACCACUGUGUUAGCUGUACGCUGAAUCUAUGCUCGCUCUGCCGAGAUUCACAUGAACGACAACGCAACACAGCCAACCAUAGUAUACGGAAUAUAAUGGAGUUGAGGCGGGCGCGUAAAAAGCAGCAAAUACUUCUGGAUGAUAAAACGAAAUUUACGCUAAAAUGUAGCAUGCAUCCGGGUUUCGAGAUGAAGGCGUUCUGCAACAGCUGUUUGCAGAUCGCUUGCGCCGAUUGCCUGGUGCUCCUACACAAAGGCCACAAACAUGAGCCGAUAACAAAAGCCUUUGUAAAUUACUCUAAAUUACUGCAUGACGCUGUGGAUCAUACGCGUCCGCUCUGCAGCUAUGCCGAGCAUUCGAUCGAUCACAUGAGUGACAUAUCCAAGCAUAUAAAUAAGAAAUGUGAUGACAUACAAGCGCAGAUAGAGGUGUUCAUGCGGCAAUAUUUCGAAGCGAUCGAAGUGCAUCGGAAGACUUUGUUACAACAGGUGCAUCGUGCACGCGAGACCAAAGUAGAAAUGAUACUCGAGCAGCAGUUGGAUUUAGAAAAACGCAAUAACGAGUCCAAGGAGGCUUUGCUCUUCGCUCAGGAACUCACCGAAUGCGGUUCCCAUGUUGAAGUGCUUUCAUUUCUUAAUAUCUUACUUAAGCGGUUCGAAUACUGUCAGCAAUUCAAAAUGCCUACAGAACCAAAGUUUACGGAUACUCUACACUUUCUACCACAUAUCCGCGCACCUCCGAUGAAAGCCCAAAACGACAUACCACUCUUCGGCAUCAUUACCAUGCAAACUGUUGAGCCUUCAUUGUGCACGCUGCAGUGGGAGGGCUUCACACAAUUACGUCUACAUAAACGUGUAGAACUUCUGCUGCAGUCACGUGACACUGAUGGUGCGGGCUUAUGCCAUGGUGGCUUACAAAUACAGUCUUUACUCAAGUACAAAGAAACGAGUUCAAAAUUUUUACCAGUAGAGAUCGCCGACAAUCGCGACGGCACUUAUGGCAUCGGCUUUACACCCGACGCUGAAGGGGCGCUAGUGCUGAUAAUAAAUAUUCAUGAUAAGCCCAUCAAGGGCAGUCCCUUCACAUUCCUCGCACGCAAUGUACGCCCACACAGUGGCAUCUAUCAUUGCUGCACCUUCUGCUCCAGUAAAGGUAAUAAGAUGGUGAAAUGUUCCUGUGAAGGGCGCAUGCCUGGUUACAAUGGCUGUGGGCAUGGUCAUGUCGGUCACCCAGGUACUCGUCAUUGGUCGUGUUGUGGUAAUAUUUUAGAGAGUUCCGAAUGUAAUAUGGCAAAUAAGUUGAUGAAUUCAUAAAUCUAUUUUAAUUUAUAAGCAAA
Bactrocera oleae (olive fruit fly) is the source of this 5160-nucleotide messenger RNA. RefSeq lists its product as uncharacterized. Lineage: Eukaryota; Metazoa; Arthropoda; Insecta; Diptera; Tephritidae. The record is from RefSeq and is a predicted model, not a curated record. Gene Ontology annotation, molecular function: zinc ion binding; ubiquitin protein ligase activity; protein binding.